This is a messenger RNA of Numida meleagris (helmeted guineafowl), 3775 nucleotides long. RefSeq lists its product as uncharacterized. NCBI's taxonomy places the organism in Eukaryota, Metazoa, Chordata, Aves, Galliformes, Numididae. Gene Ontology annotation, biological process: viral process. Gene Ontology annotation, molecular function: nucleic acid binding; zinc ion binding. The coding region runs from base 264 to 1943 and encodes 559 amino acids. The transcript is spliced from 2 exons. The record is from RefSeq and is a predicted model, not a curated record.
GGAUGAAAUGGGCAGUGCCUGCGUGCACCCGGGGAGGGGUCUAGGGUCACGAGUAUCCGGGGCGGUCGCGUGUACGGGUAUAAAUAGCCUUGUUGCGCAGCAUUAAAUUGGCAUUUUGGUGUUACACACUGUGUGUGUGUCCCGUAUGCCCCACACGCGGAGGUGUGGACAGAAGGGAAGCGUUAUUACGUUGUCGUAGACAACAUCUGGUGACCCCGACGUGAUUUUGGGCGUGAGCAAGGCGCCGAGAAGCCGGAGCCGUGAUGGGGCUCGGCGUGCAGGAGGUGGUGAGUAGGCAGAAAUCCUUGGCCAAGGAAGUAGGGAUAACACUACAUAAGAAGGAGUGCCUCGCACUCCUUCAGUGGAUGCUGCGCAAGCAGUGUGCGGAGUCCCCAACAGACUGUCUGCAGAAAGUGGUUUUAGAGAAGGUGGAUCAGGAGCUAUGGAAAGGGGCAAGUGCAGGAAAUAAGGAGGCACUGGGACUUAUCCCUGUGCUGGGGACGGUGAGAAGUGUGAUACAGAAAGUGAAAGACGAGCGGCAUCUUGAUGCCACGGCACGUCAAGUGUUAUCGGGGACGCCUGAUGACACUGAGACAGCCAAAACCGAUGGAGAGCAGGGAAGGAAACGGUCGGAGGGAGAGGAAAACAAGACGGGCAAGGUAGGGGAAGAGACGGGGAUGGAAGCUCCGCUUUUAGCCCCUUCAGGGGCGCCAAGGCAAGGGCAGACGACCCCAGGGGUUCAGACCUCAGACGACGGACAGUUUUGGUCUAUGAAUCCGAAGGAAACACUGACAUGUUUCCCGAGGGCUCCCGUUCCUUCAGCCCCCUGGCCGGUCCAGGCAGGGACGCCCGCUUUUACAGUGGCACCUCCGCCCUAUGGUGCAGCUCCCCGUGGUGCAGCUGCGCCGGGCGUAGGUGAGGGAAGGAUGCUGGGAUCUAGCCCUGUGGAGCAGCCUCUCCCCUCAACCUCGAGGAGGGUUAGUGGCUCCAAAGAUAGGGCAGAGGGGUCCCAAGGGCGUGGGGCGGAUGAUGACACCAGUUCCUCGGAGGAGGAGGAGGGUCGUCUUUGCAUACACCUGCCAUCAGAGGGAGAAAGGAGACAGUGGGGGCAGGCACGGGACCAAGUUCGCAGGGCCGGUGAGCGCUGGGUUAUUCGUGCUCAGGAGUGCAUGCUCUCCGGAUGCGAGCUUGAGCCCAUGCCACGCUCUUGCUACCCUGUUUUUGUUGGCGGACCGCAGGGUCCCCCAUGGCAACCGGUAGAUUACAAAAUGCUAAUGCAGUUGAGAAAAGUGGUCCAAGAGGGAGGUCUUACCGGAUCGCAGGCGCAGGUACCGAUUUUUGAGGUGUGCAUUCAGGAGGAGGUAGACAGCUUGCGAGCUCGUGCGCAGGCAGACCCAGCUCAUCCUCUACACAACAUCCCAGCGGAUGCAAUCGCAGGAAAGGGUAAUUGGAGUACCCCUCAGAAAAAACUGAUUUUGCCAGCCACCGUUCUUGUCACAGCAGCAGACUUGGGCAGGCGAGCGCUUGAGCGGAUGCAUAUGCUUACUAGUGGGUCGCCAAGUUAUCUCCAUAUUAGACAAAAACCUGGGGAGCAUUUCGGCUCCUUUGCAGACCGAGUACAGACAGCUAUCUCAAGUAGCAACCUGCCCCCGGAAACACAGGAAAUAGUGCUGCGAGAAUGUUUAUGUUCGAGCACAGCUCCAGAGUACAAGGCUGCUCUUGCAGCCCUUCCUGCCACAGCCACAGCAGGGGAACUCAUAGCGCGUGGCUGCGCUUUCGGUCGAGCUCAGGAGGUGCAGCCAUUGGCUGCGGUUUUGUCUGAGCAGGUUGCUGGGAUAACAGCAGCUUUGCAAGCGAUGGCAGUCCAAACCACACCAGACGUCUGCUUCCGUUGCGGUAAGGGAAGGCAUCUUGCUCGCAACUGCUUGCAGGGCCGGGGAUAAAGAAAGGGACAGUCUGCCAGCCAGGCUGAUGUGCCAUUGGUUCAAGUUAGUUUUGAUUUAGGAAACAGACCCAUACUUAAAGCACAAAUCUUGAUUCAAGGCCUGACACAGCCAAAUCCGAACCAGAAAACCAUUUCCUUUCUAAUCGACUCCGGAGCAGAUGUCACCACUAUUUCAACGGCUGUGUGGCCCUCCUCUUGGGCCCUGGAAACACUCCUGUGCUCAGUCAGUGGGGUGGGGGGUUUCGUGACGGACCAUCGCAGUCACUAUCCCGUCCUCUUUUCAUGGGAGGACAACGGGCAGGAGUGGACAGCAGGACCGAUUCGGCCUUAUGUCCUGGACAUCCCGCUCUCGUUGCUGGGACGUGAUCUCUUAGCCCUCGCCGGGGCGAGAGUUGUCAUAGAGCCCAACAUCCAGGUUUUAGCAAAUAGGCACCAGGAUCCCUCCAGCCUUACAUCAGCCAGCAGAAAAGUCUGGCCAGCAGGCAGGCAGCAGCGCCCGCUCACAGGAAGCACAAACCAGCAGUUUCUCUUCUGCUGGAUGCUGUCAGGAGCAGCCUACAAACUGCAGAAUCGAAGCUGUAAUUCCUCAUCACUUUUACGGCAUUCUCCACAGAUGCCGGAUCGGGUACGUUUCCAUUCUUUUGAAAUGAAUGUGUAUUCUCCACGAGUGAUUUGGUCUUUCAAGGAUAGUUGAGUAUUCGCUCAUUACAAAAAGGGCGUGACUGUGUCAAAGCGUUACGCUUUGCAGUCGCGAUAAUGGGGGUUCCCAUAGCGUUAAAAACGGACAAUGGACUGGGCUACAGAAGCCAUUGUUUUGAGGCCUGGUGGUGCACUUGGGGUAUCCAGCGCGUGUUUGGGAUCCCACUUAUUUCCCAAGGACAAGUAAUAGUGGAGCGCGCACAUCAGCUCCUGAAAGGGCAGCUCCAUGCCCUUAAAGAGGGGUCAUCAACGCAGUUGUCCUCGUCACUGUUGGAGCAGUGAUAGAAGAGGCCCUUUGCACAGCGUGACCAUGUUCUGGGCCGAGCAAAGACAUUGUUUGUCACAGAUCCGACACGAUGGGAGGGUCCUUGGAUAUAUGCACUCCUUGCACUUGCACCUCCCACAGUCUUCACCUGGGCCAGCGUGUGGCCCCUGCAAGCUGGGGUUAAGUCCGUGCAGAAGAUAACGGUUGACAUGAUCCGUUCGGCGAUUGGCUGAAGAACCUGUUUGGCGGACUUGGGCCGUGGGUCACCCAGAUACUUAAAGUAGUCGGUAUAGUGCUCUUAGUGCUUAUCUGCAUUGCAUUUUGCUUACCAUGCUUGAUAGGAUGUUUGCAGCAGUGCUUACAAAGAAUGAUGGAACAAGCCUUUGAUCGGCGCAUGGAAUACCAUAGGCUACGCGAACGCUUGUGAUAAGUCUUAGGUAGUUAAUAUGAAGUACGCACCUGUAUAAUGUGCGAACAUUAGAGCUUAAGCAGUAGAUAAGUUAGUUGGGAGAUAGGUUAUAGGGGGUUUUGCGAUCGCGCUGUAACGGGGCAAGGCUUUUCCAGGCAUGGGAGGAGAAAAAUGAAAUAGGCGGUAACCGAGCGUGCGGGAUGUGACGCGACAGGACCUCCCCUGCCUAGUAUAUAUAUGUAAGACACGCUUAGGCCUUGUAGGGAUAGUUGGGGAAACUGGGAACCAAGAGAGGAACGUAUUAAAGGGGCUGUUAAAGACGGGGGAGGUGUGGGAUGAAAUGGGCAGUGCCUGCGUGCACCCGGGGAGGGGUCUAGGGUCACGAGUAUCCAGGGCGGUCGCGUGUACGGGUAUAAAUAGCCUUGUUGCGCAGCAUUAAAUUGGCAUUUCGGUGUUA